Puma concolor (puma) is the source of this 6295-nucleotide messenger RNA. It is a transcript of the gene HEATR5A, whose product is annotated as HEAT repeat containing 5A. NCBI's taxonomy places the organism in Eukaryota, Metazoa, Chordata, Mammalia, Carnivora, Felidae. Gene Ontology annotation, cellular component: Golgi apparatus; endocytic vesicle; membrane. The record is from RefSeq and is a predicted model, not a curated record. Gene Ontology annotation, biological process: intracellular protein localization; retrograde transport, endosome to Golgi; endocytosis.
CCGGCGCUGUCCUGCUGCGCUGUGGAGCCGGUAACGUGGCAGGACUGGGACGGGCGCUGAGUCGUGGGGGAACCCCGAAGAUUUUUUUCUUAGGUAUAUCAACUGAAGUUUAAUGAGAAGAAUUGUGACCAGCUAGGAGAAUUUUCUGCAAGGAAUGGAAUUAGCUCAUAGCUUAUUGCUGAAUGAAGAAGCAUAUAAUCAACUAGGUGAAGUUCAGAGGGCAGAGUUUAUUUUUGAUUGGUUGAGAUAUUUGGAGAAGCUCUUGCUGGCAACCAGCAGGAGUGAUGUAAGGGAGAAACAGAAGACUCUGGUAGAACAGCUCCUAUCUUUGUUGAACAGCUCUCCAGGGCCUCCUACCCGCAAACUGCUGGCUAAAAAUCUCGGAAUUCUUUAUAGUAUUGGAGACACGUUCUCUGUUUAUGAGACAAUCGAUAAAUGUAAUGAUCUUAUUCGUAGCAAAGAUGAUUCUCCAAGUUAUCUUCCCACUAAACUUGCUGCUGUGGUAUGUUUGGGUUCCUUGUACAAGAAGUUGGGGAGAAUCCUGGUUAACACCUUUACCGAUACAGUGGGGAAUAUUCUUAAAGCUAUGAAGAGUGCAGAGUCUCAAGGUCGAUAUGAGAUUAUGCUGAGUCUACAAAAUAUAUUAAAUGGACUAGGAGCUGCUGCUAUACCUUGCCACAGGGAUGUUUAUAAAGCUGCUAAAUCCUGCCUAACAGAUAGAUCCAUGGCUGUUCGUUGUGCUGCUGCAAAGUGUCUCCUUGAACUUCAGAAAGAGGCCAUCUUUAUGUGGAGUACGGACCUGGAUAGUGUGGCCACACUAUGUUUUAAGUCCUUUGAAGGUUCCAAUUAUGAUGUGAGGAUUUCAGUUUCAAAGCUACUAGGCACGGUGUUGGCUAAAGCUAUAAUUUCUAAACAUCCAGGAGCAGCAGCCUCACGUCAAAGCAUGCGCAGAGUAUCUCUGGAGGAAGUUCUGGAAUUACUAGGAACAGGGUUUCUCCGUGGGAGUUCAGGAUUUCUUCGAGCCAGUGGAGAUAUGCUGAAAGGAACCAGUUCAGUCAGUAGGGAUGUUCGAGUUGGAGUUACUCAGGCUUAUGUGGUAUUUGUUUCAACACUAGGAGGGACAUGGCUAGAGAAAAAUUUUGCUGCCUUUCUUUCCCAUAUUCUAAGUCUUGUGUCACAGUCGCACCCUAAAGCCACCCAAACUCAGACUGACGCUGUCUGCGGUCGCCGUUGUGUUUCAUUUAUCCUCCGAGCUACUAUAGGAGGCCUUCUUGGAGAAAAAGCUCAAAUUGCUGCUGCCAAGGAUAUUUGCCAGGCUAUCUGGAAGUUAAAGAAAGUUAUGGAUGCUGUGAUGAGUGACAGUAAUGUGGAGACCCGGCUUGGCUCCACAGAUGUAACAGCCAGCCAGCAUAUGCUGGUGUGUGCUCUACAAGAACUUGGAAAUCUCACAUACAGUCUUGGCACCACAGCUGCACCUUUGCUGCAAGAUUCAAGUUCAGGCAUUCUUGACAGUGUCAUUUCAGUUAUUGUGCAUCCUAGCAUUUCUGUUCGACUAGCGGCAGCUUGGUGUUUACACUGCAUUGCUGUGGCAUUACCUUCUUACCUAACACCUCUUUUAGACCGUUGCCUGGAACGGCUUACUGUACUUAAGUCUUCACCUGAAGCAGUGACUGGCUUUAGUUUUGCUGUGGCAGCUUUGUUGGGAGCAGUGAAACAUUGUCCUUUAGGAAUUCCUCAUGGAAAGGGCAAGAUUAUUAUGACAUUAGCAGAGGAUUUGCUGUGUUCAGCUGCUCAAAACAGUCGUCUUUCAGCCCAGCGCACACAGGCUGGAUGGUUGUUGAUUGCUGCUCUGAUGACAUUAGGUCCUGCAGUUGUCAGUCAUCACCUUGCUCGAGUUCUGCUGUUGUGGAAGUGUGUCUUUCCAGUGUCUCCUAAAGAUCUAGAAACAGAAAAGAGCCGAGGAGAUUCAUUUACAUGGCAGGUAACCUUGGAAGGACGAGCUGGUGCGCUCUGUGCUGUCAAGAGUUUUGUUUCCCACUGUGGUGAUCUCCUUACUGGGGAAGUAAUUCAGCGUCUUCUUCCACCACUUCCUUGUGCUGUGGAUUUGCUAACUCAGCUUUCUUCAGUGCUAAAAGCAUAUGGAAGUCCUUUGAAAACACCAUCAUUAGUUUAUAGACAGAGGCUUUAUGAAUUAUUGAUUUUAUUACCUCCUGAAACCUAUGAAGGAAACCUUUGUGCCAUCCUCAAAGAGCUGGCUGCUGACUUGACUGCCUCUGAUAUACAGGUGGCAGCAUCUGCAUUUUUACUUCCACCCCUCUGUCAUAGGGAUGAUCUUGUGAUAUUAAGUCCUUUGCUACAAGAAACUGACCAUAGAUUUAUUGAAGAACAGCUCCUGCUUGGUAAUGGUAUUGCUUGUGGAAGUUUGGAGUAUGACCCUUAUGCUAUUUAUGAGAAAGAUGUAUUGGGAGAUUCAGUGCCUAAGCCCCUACCUCCAGUACUAUCAGUUAUUAGCUCUGCAGUCAAGCUCUUUGGAGUUGUAUGUGCUCAUGUGGGAGAAGCUCAAAGGCUUCUUAUACUGGAACAACUUUUGGACAGUAUAAAGCACACAAAAGGAGCUCGUCAACAAGUAGUUCAGUUACAUGUUGUUUCUUCACUCUCUAGUUUCUUGAAGUACUUAGCUGGCUCCAAGGGAAACUUGGGUCAAGAAGAAAUGAGAAGACUUGCCGUGGCAUUGGUGAUGGGAGCCCUAGAAAGUCCCAACCCCCUCUUGAGAUGUGCAGCUGCAGAGGCAUGGGCUAGAUUAGCCCAAGUGGUUGAUGAUGGAGCUUUUACUGCUGCGUUAGCUCAAGUUAGCUUUGACAAACUGAAAUCAGCAAGGGAUGUGGUUACCAGAACAGGAUACUCAUUGGCUUUGGGAUCCCUACAUAGAUAUUUAGGAGGGAUAAGUUCUUCUCAGCAUUUGAAUUCUUGUGUCGGAAUCCUUUAUACUUUGUCUCAGGACAGUACUUCUCCUGAUGUGCAGACCUGGGCACUACAUUCGCUAUCACUGAUUAUUGAUUCUGCUGGCCCACUGUACCAUAUGCAUGUGGAACCCACCCUUUCUCUUAUUAUAAUGUUAUUGUUAAAUGUGCCUCCUACUCAUGCUGAAGUUCAACAAAGUCUUGGUCGCUGUUUGAAUGCCCUUAUUACUACUUUGGGUCCAGAACUACAGGGUAAUAGUACUUCCAUUUCCACCUUAAGGACUUCCUGUCUUUUGGGUUGUGCGGUGAUGCAGGAUAACCCAGACUGCCUUGUUCAAGCUCAGGCCAUCUCUUGCCUUCAGCAGCUUCAUAUGUUUGCUCCAAGACAUGUCAACCUGUCUAGCUUGGUCAGCUGCCUCUGUGUGAAUCUUUGUAGUCCCUAUUUGUUACUGAGAAGAGCAGUACUGGCUUGUUUACGUCAGCUUGUACAGAGAGAAGCAGCUGAAGUUUCAGAACAUGCUGUUAUGCUUGCUAAGGAUAGCAGAGAAGAGUUGACUCUAGAUGCUAACAUCAGAGAAGUGGGCCUUGAAGGGGCAUUAUUGACCUUACUAGACAAAGAGACAGAUCAGAAGUUAUGCAAUGAUAUCAAAGAGACUUUAAAUCAUAUGCUUACGUCUAUGGCAGUGGAUAAGCUCUCCUUCUGGUUAAAGCUUUGUAAAGAUGUACUUGCUGCAUCCGCUGAUUUUACAACUGUAACUUGUGUGGAUACAAUGCAAGAAGAGGAAGGAGAUAAAGGGGAUGAUGCCUCAGUUCUGACCACCAGAAAUGAUGACAAAUCCUAUCCCUUUACCAAUCCCCGAUGGGCCACUAGAGUCUUUGCUGCCGAAUGUGUCUGUAGGAUAAUUAACCAGUGUGAGAAUGCACACAGCGCACAUUUUGACAUUGCUUUAGCACAAGAAAUGAAAAAAAGGGAUUCAAGAAAUGACUUUUUGGUGCUACAUCUUGCCGACUUAAUUCGCAUGGCCUUUAUGGCUGCCACAGAUCAUAGUGACCAGCUCCGUCUUUCUGGCCUUGAAACACUGUUAGUUGUUAUUCGGCGAUUUGCAGCUAUUCCAGAACCAGAGUUUCCAGGUCAUGUGAUCCUGGAACAGUAUCAAGCCAAUGUAGGAGCGGCACUUAGGCCAGCCUUCGCCUCAGAGACACCACCUGAUGUCACUGCCAAAGCAUGUCAGGUUUGCAGUGCCUGGAUAGCAAGUGGAGUUGUGAGUGACCUUAAUGAUCUCCGAAGAGUUCAUCAGUUGCUUGUUUCAUCAUUAACAAAAAUACAGGCUGGAAAAGAAGCUCUGAGUCACUUAUAUAAUGAAAGUGCUUCUACCAUGGAGAUCUUAGCUGUGCUGAAAGCCUGGGCAGAGGUCUACAUAAUUGCUGUAGAAAGACAUAAAAGCCACAGACAACUUUUGAAGACUACCACCUGUUCAGAAGAGAGUGUCAGAAAUGGGUCAUAUUCAUCAGAUGGACUCCUUGACUUGGUUCACACAGACCUGGGCACGCUUAGUAGGCUCUGGCUUGCUGCGCUUCAGGAUUUUGCUCUCUUAACUUUGCCUUCAGAAUUUGCUUCCCAACUUCCUGUUGAAGGCGGUGCUUUCUACACAGCAGAGACUAGUGAAAAUGCAAAAUUGCAUUAUUACAACUCCUGGGCACUUAUCCUGCAUGCUACAGCAUUGUGGCUUACCAGCACAGGCUUUGUGGUUGCUGACCCAGAUGAAGGAGUAUCUCAUCUUUCAAGACCUGUAACACCUACUUCUAUGUGUCAAGGUUCAUCAUCUGGGGCUACAGUAAAGUCACCUGAGGAUGUCUGCACUGAUAGAUUCCAUCUUAUUUUAGGAAUCAGUGUGGAAUUUCUGUGUUCCUUACGCUCAGAUGCAACCAUGGAAAGCAUUACUGCUUGCUUACAUGCAUUACAGGCUCUUCUUGAUGUUCCUUGGCCCAGAUCUAAAAUUGGCAGUGAUCAGGACUUGGGCAUCGAGUUGUUGAAUGUACUACAUCGAGUAAUUUUGACCCGAGAAUCACCUUCUAUUCAGUUGGCUUCACUUGAAGUGGUAAGACAGAUUAUCUGUGCAGCUCAAGAACAUGUCAAGGAGAAAAGACGAAGUGCAGAAGUUGAUGAUGGGGCUGCUGAAAAGGAAACCCUGCCAGAGUUUGGAGAGGGAAAGGACACAGGAGGACUUGUGCCUGGGAAAUCUUUGGUUUUUGCAACCCUGGAAUUGUGUGUAUGCAUUCUAGUUAGACAGCUUCCAGAAUUAAAUCCUAAAUUAACAGGUAGCCCAGGAGUAAAAGCUACCAAGCCACAGGUGCUGUCAGAAGAUGGAAGCAGAUUGGUGUCAGCGGCAUUAGUUAUCCUCUCGGAACUCCCUGCAGUGUGCUCUCCUGAAGGAAGCAUCUCAAUUCUCCCUACUAUAUUGUACCUUACAAUUGGGGUCCUCAGAGAAACUGCUGUGAAGUUACCUGGGGGCCAGUUAUCUUCAACUGUUGCAGCUUCCCUACAGGCUCUGAAAGGAAUAUUGUCCUCUCCCAUGGCCAGAGCAGAAAAGAGUCACACUGCUUGGACUGAUCUUCUCCGUAGCGCUUUAACAACAGUACUUGACUGUUGGGAUCCAGUAGAUGGAACACAUCAAGAACUUGAUGAAAUCAGUCUCCUUACUGCUAUCACAGUAUUUAUUUUGUCUACCAGUCCAGAAGUUACUACCAUCCCAUGCCUUCAGAAGCGUUGUAUUGAGAAAUUUAAGGCUACUCUUGAGAUAAAAGAUCCUGUGGUACAAAUCAAGACCUAUCAGCUCCUACUUUCUAUUUUUCAAUAUCCAAAUCCAGCUGUUUCCUACCCAUAUAUUUACUCUUUAGUAUCCUCGAUUGUGGAAAAAUUGCAAGAAAUAGACCAGAGAAAGCCAGAAGACACUACUGAGCUUCAGGUCUUUCAAGAAGGCAUAAAGGUCUUGGAAGCACUUGUAGCCAUUGCUGAAGAACAGCACCGUUCUCAGCUGGUGGCCUGUCUUCUGCCCAUCCUCAUUUCCUUCCUUUUGGAUGAUAAUACUCUGGGAUCAGCAACUUCCAUAAUGAAAAGUUUACAUGAUUUUGCUUUGCAACAUCUCAUGCAGAUUGGGCCUCAGUAUUCUUCAGUUUUUAAAAAUGUAAUGGCUUCUUCUCCAGCCCUGAAAGCCCGCCUUGAGGCUGCUAUCAAGGGCAAUCAGGAAAGUGUCAAAGUCAAGAUACCAACAUCUAAACAUACCAAGAACCCUGGAAAGAAUGCAAGCAUCCAAUUAAAGACCAAUUUCCUCUGA